Linum trigynum is the source of this 1300-nucleotide messenger RNA. The record is from the annotation of a GenBank genome assembly. NCBI's taxonomy places the organism in Eukaryota, Viridiplantae, Streptophyta, Magnoliopsida, Malpighiales, Linaceae.
AGUCAACUGCAACGGCUUCUUCUUCUUCUUCUUUAGGACCCCACAGUGGGCAUGCUUGGCAAAACAUCAUAAUUCAUCAAAAUUGGUUUCCUAAUGCAGCUUUUGAAGGGGCAGAAUGAAUUAUUGAGCAUAAUGACUUUUAAGGGGGGUGAAUAAAUAAAAGCAAAAGAGGAAAGAAAACCUUGGGAACCCAUUAGAGCGGAUGCUCAGCUAGUUCACAUAUGCACCAUCAAACCAGAAAGCUUUCUGUCUUUUCUCAAUCCCUGAAAGUUGUUCUUCAAAACCCAGAAAGCAUUCAAACAUGGGUCUGAAUCUCAUCUGGUUACUGAUAAUUCAACUAUGCAUUUCAGCAUCAGCAGAUGGCUUAUAUGAGUUCACUGCCGAAUCUCUGGAUGCUUUCCUCGAAGCUUCAGCUUUCCAAACCGUUGUCCAAUACCGCCGCCACACUGGUGCUCUCUACCAAGCUCUGCUCCCUUCCAAUCUAUCAGGUAUCCGGGUCUCGGUCGUAAGGCUGAGAAGCAGGAGGCUAUGGAAUCUUGGCGCCAACUUCAGCAACUUCCGGAUCCCUCCAAGAACCAUGCCCAUGCCUCACGUCAAGAGGCUGGCGAUUGUGUACCAAGACUUGGGAAAUCGGUCGUCUGAGUACUACAGUGUUGAAGGCUAUUCGUUCCUCGCUCCAGUAGUCGGGUUUCAGGUUUUUGAUGUGUCGAAUAUCAGUGCACGAAACAUGAUCAGAAAGAUUAGCCUUGACACGGGAGAGAAGUCUGUUGCUGUGAACUUCCCAGGAGGAAGAAUCAAGGAGAGGUCUGGAGCACAGUGCAUUGUGUUUGGUAGUGAUGGGAGCUUCGAUCUCAGAGAAAUGGAGGAGUUGGAUGCCUGUUAUGUUAAGGAUCAAGGUCAUUUCUCUGUUGUGGUUCCAGAAGAAGGGUUUCACAGGAAGGAGAAGAAGCUCUGGUUUCUGUGGAUGGUGGUGGGGAUUGUGGUUGGGAUGGCGGGACUGGUUCUGGUGGCGUAUUUCGGAUUCUUGUUGUCUAAGAAGCUUUUGAAGACGAAGAAGAUUCAGGUAAUGGAAAGACACGCUGAUGAAGAUUUAGUUCUUCAAACUGUAUGGAUAAGGAGUAGCAAAAUGCCGUCUGCAGCUGUAACAAGAACUCAGCCAACAAUUGAAACUGGCUAUUUUCCAUAGCUCUCUCUGAUUCACGUUUUGCCUUUCCCUUUUCUCACUUGGUGCUCUGUAUCAGCUGAAAGAUUUCAACUUUCCAUCAUUUUCUUGUUGGGAAAGUAAAACUCGGAUGCAGAA